This is a messenger RNA of Gongylonema pulchrum, 912 nucleotides long. Lineage: Eukaryota; Metazoa; Nematoda; Chromadorea; Rhabditida; Gongylonematidae. The record is from the annotation of a GenBank genome assembly.
AUGGUGUUGCUAAUUAAGGAGCUGUUAGUCGGUAAGGUCAAUAAUGUUCGCUCCGUCUGUCUGAUGGCAGCUAACUUCCAAGCGCAUCCUAGCACUUGUCCACCACCGCCAUAUCAAGAAAUUGCCAAUCCAUUUGUGCCAAUUGUAUCAGACAGCAAGUGCAGCGCUCCUUGCUUCCUGAAUCAGCCUGGCUCUCAAAUUCACUCAGAAAUAGCCAAUCCAUUUGUGCCAAUUGUAUCAGACAGCAAGUGCAGCACUCCUUGCUUCCUGAAUCAGCCUGGCUCUCAAAUUCACUCAGAGGCAAUCCCAAGUGCUCCGACAGCCUCAGAAUAUCAUCCAGUCAGUGCUGUUGCAAAUCCGUCGGUGAACCAGCUGCCAGCUGUUUGUUUUAUAAGUGGCGCUACAUUUGGGCCUACUGCUGUCCAUAUCACUUGUCCGUUCUGCCAUGUUCCAAUAGUAACGCACAUCCUGAGGCGUGCUGGAUUGCUCGCUUGGUUGAUAUGUGGCGGCCUCGCACUUCUCGGCCGGUUAAGUAAACAUCUUAAACUGUUGAUGGUGUUCCCGGAUGAUGUGACGACAGAAGCAGCAAUGGCAUUUUCCCGUCUAACACAACGACGGAAAACAGGACUGCACAGUGAUCCAUACGGGCAUCGCUUACCACUGCAAAUUUCUGGAUCCGGUUCCAAAACACUGCCUGGCUUUCGAAAACGAACGCAUUUUCCUGUGUUCCAGUCGCAUGACAUUGGUUGUACGCAAGUCACAUUGGCGCAACGGUCAGUCUGUGCCAAUUUUUCAUCAAUGUGCAUGGGGCACAAGAAAUCGUCUGGACUGUAUUCGUAUCCAGGAAUGAGUGAAGUACUCGAGCAGUUCAUUUUUCUAGCAUUGGCAUUAUUCGCAGAUGAGGUAUCAUAA